AUGCUAUCCAUUAAUACCAAAUCAAAUCACAAAAGAUAAUUAAACUCACUUUAUAGAAAUCCUUCUAAAUCUAUUUCUCAAUGUUCUUUUGAUCUAUAAGAUAUUCUUUUAGAUAGAAGAAUAUAAAUUGCAGAAAAUUUAUCAAAAUUAAGAGAUUUUUAAGAAAUUAGAGAAAAAGAGUUUCGACAAAGAGAAAAAGAAUAUUAAAAAGCUAAAAGGAAAGUUCAUUUAUAUUAAGUUCUAAAUUAAAGAUUUCGAGCAUAAUCUUUUAUUGAACAACAAUAAUAAUAAGCAAAAUUACUCGAAAGAUCAAUAAAGUAUGUACCAAUGUCUAAUAAAUCAGUUAAUGAAUCAAAAUUAUUAACUUUAAAAAUGAAUUUAGAACCUUUGAGAACAAAAGCAAAAUAAAUUAAACCGUAUAUUGAUCAUGAUGUAAUGGUUACAUAAAAAUGGAAAGAACAUUGA
Messenger RNA from Paramecium sonneborni, 465 nucleotides. The record is from the annotation of a GenBank genome assembly. NCBI's taxonomy places the organism in Eukaryota, Ciliophora, Oligohymenophorea, Peniculida, Parameciidae.